Molecule: messenger RNA, 4455 nt
Organism: Triplophysa dalaica
Lineage: Eukaryota; Metazoa; Chordata; Actinopteri; Cypriniformes; Nemacheilidae
Product: CREB-regulated transcription coactivator 2
Exons: 14
Coding region: 248-2374 (708 amino acids)
Biological process (GO): positive regulation of transcription by RNA polymerase II; protein homotetramerization
Cellular component (GO): cytoplasm; nucleus
Molecular function (GO): cAMP response element binding protein binding
Source: RefSeq, a predicted model, not a curated record
UGACCGCGUUUACAUUCGUGAUUUUUCGGUUAAACCGUGCCCCCUUACGAACUAAACCGCAAGCGUGAAAGGCACCUGAGGGGGGGGGCUCACCCCUGACCACCUUAAUCCGCCCCUGGAUACAGAGAGUGACUGUGCGCGUGUAUGUGUGCAAGACUCGCUCGUGCCCCUAGAGGGCUCAGCUGUCUCUCGGUGUGUCAGUCAGUGUGUGUCUGUGGGUCUGUAUGUGAGUUCGGGCUCGUUCAUCAUGUCCACCGCAGGUGCUGCGGGAGUUAGCGGACCCGGACCGACACCGGGCCCGAAUCACGGCGCGUCAAACCCGCGAAAGUUCAGCGAGAAGAUCGCGCUGCACACGCAGAGACAGGCGGAGGAUACCGCGGCGUUUCAGGAGGUCAUGAUGGACCUCACCUCCACCCGGAUUCAGGCACAGAAGGUCAGAUUGUCCAGAAGUCAGGGCCUGUAUUACGGCGGAUCUCUGCCCAACGUCAACCAGAUCGGCAGGAACCCGUCAGAGCUGCAGGGAUCGUUUCAGUCUCCUCUGGACUCCUGUCGAUCCACACGACAUCAUGGUCUGGUUGAGAGAGUCCACAGAGACAAACGCUUCAUCUCGCCCAGCAGACCCUACAGGAGACAAAUGGACAGCUCUCACAGUGCCGCUAUGUAUCUGUCUCCGCCCCCUGACUCCAGCUGGAGAAGGAACUGGAACAAUAACUUUUCCACGGACAAGAGCCAGAUAUUCCAUCAGCUUCCUACCACAGCACUCAACAGAACUAACUCAGACUCAGCGCUUCACACCAGUGUUAUGAAUCCAGCAGCUGGUGAUUCGUUCGGUGGAGGACAGACGUUCACUCCGCAGGGCAGACGUGGCGUCUUCUCAUAUCCCGUCCCACCCAUUGAAGAGAACGGUCCAGAUGACGGAGCGCUUCUGAAACCUUGGGACUCCAGAAAGUUUCCACUGUUGUCUUCACGACCAAAGUCCUGUGAGGUGCCCGGAAUUACUGUCUUUCCCUCUCCAGACCAGCAGGGUGGCGCUCCCCACAUGUCAACACUGUUGAAUACGGGCGGCUCGCUGCCAGAUCUCUCCAGUUUGCACUUCCCGUCACCGCUGCCCACCCCACUGGACCCCGAUGAGCCCGGUUAUCCCACCCUCAGCGGGGGCAGCAGCACGGGUAACCUGACCUCCACCCUUACCCAGCUGGGCAUCAACACCCACAACACCUUCCACUCUCCAGGUCUGCUUUCGUCUCUGCCCGGUGCCCUGAGUAACCCAUCCCUCCAGUCAUCGCUUAGCAACCCCAACAUCCAAUCAUCUCUCAGCAGUCACUCAUUCCCCAACUCUCUUAGCUCCGCCUCCCUGCACUCCUCUCUCAGCAACCCCUCCCUCCAGUCCUCGUUAAGCUCCUCCCCCUCUCUGAGGUCAUCGUUCAGCAAUCAGUCACUGCGUUCCUCCCUCAGUAACUCCUCCCUCAGCAGCCAGUCCCUCCAAUCAGCAGCCGGUAACACUUACAGCAACGUACCCGGACAGCCGCAGCUGAACACAUCGCCCCGCAGACGAGCGCAGCUAACCCCUGUCGUUCUUCCCUCAGACACACGCAGACAUCACCCCAAACAGUUCUCGCCUACCGUGUCGUCCCCCCUCAGCUCCAUCACGCAGGGUGUAGCUCUUGACACCAGUAUGCUGCAGGUGGAUCAGAGAUUGUUGCAGUAUUCAUAUGGGCAGCCGCAGACAGGCGCUCAUACACACACGCUUCACCUGCAAAACAUGCAGAAUCUGCAGAAGUCACACAACUUUAAUGUGCAGCUGAAGCAGAACCCCUUAGGCUACGGGCCAUCAGACAUGCAGACGGACGUCCCGGCGGAGCAGCAGGACAGUCAGGACCUCAGCACUGAACUUGACUUUUAUAAUGAAACCUUGUUUCUGAAUUCCUUGUUGGAUGAUCCGUACCUGACCCUGCAGUUAACAGGCCGACAGAACCAGAACUUCAAUCAACAGUUGGUUUUGGACUCUCAGGGGGAGGCUUUAAAGCGUGACGGUAGUUCUGGCACCCCAUUGAAGGGUCAGGGCAAUUCCUACAACAUCCAGCAGGGGGCGCAGGAGUCCACACAACAACAGCUGCAGUGUCAGAGUUACACAGACACACAACACACUGGGACCGACAUCAUGCUGACGGGAGAUUCUUCGUCAGGACUAUCUAGGGAGAUCACCAGCGCCCUGUCGGGUGUGCCAGGCUUCGAGAUGGACCCGUUUGCCUCUGAUGACCCGCUGCAGAUGGACCCGUUGGCACUGGAGGGUCUGGGCAUGCUGACGGACGGAGACCUGAUGCUGGCUGACCCCGCGGUGGAGGACUCCUUCCGCUCUGACCAUCUGAAAUAGUGACAAAAUGUGGUGUUUGUGAAUGUGUUAACUUGUCCUUUGUGUGGUCAGAAACAUCAGGACGGACAGAUGUGUGUGUGUGUCUUAGCUGCUGGCUAACUAACGCUCUCGUGAACUGUGAGCAAUCCUCUCUUUAACUUGCUGCGCUUCUCUGAUCCUGUCACCGAUGCCACAUUGUCAGCCAAUCACAAACCACCCAUGGGUUUAUGACCCUUCCUCAUUGGCUCCAUUUCAGUCUGAGGUAAAUCAAACCAGGCUAGCACACAGAAUUCAGACAGAUGUCUGUUCGUUUUCUCAGCGUCACAUGUGAGUCUGUCUGUCUGUGUGUCCAGGGCAGCAGACAUGUUAAUAAACUGUGGUCAUUUUCUGCAGUAUGUAGUAUGCAAGCGAUGUGAAGAAGCAUGAACACUCAGAUGAUUUACUACAUUGUGCAGUAUACAAGAGAGCAGUGUGUGAAAUACCGUUCUUCUCCGUUUUCCCAGUGUGACAAAUGAACAGUAAAACAGUAUCAGGUGUUUUUUUGUUGCUUGUUAAUUGAUCAGACUGCCAAAUGUUACGACACAAGUCAACUGAUAACUGGAUGACCACUUGUGACUUGAAGUGUAGAGCGUUUGAAUCAUGUAUGGUGUAAUGAUGUCUAAUGUGGUUUAAAGAAUAGUGUAGAGUAUAUACUGCACAGUAUGAAGUAUGUAGUGAACUGAUGUUUCAGCUGGUACCUGUAGUGCUGAAUGUGGUGUGUUCCUCUUUGUGUUCUUGUGCUUGUGUUAAAGCAAAUGACCAAAUAUAUGUGCGUGUGAUCAGGUUUACCGGAAUCCUCUCGUCUGCACUCUCUGCCUGUAUUUGCACGGAUAUCCUUUUGAGCAAGGCCAUAUUCAAAGGAACACCUAUUUUUAUCUCACUCAAUAAUGUGUACUAUAAGAUUUAUUUUUUGAUGAGAGUUGCUAUUGAUGUGUAUGUGCAUAAAUGUGUUUGUAUAUGAAAAACUUGUUUAUAUAUUAUGGAAGAGAAGCUGCAGGGUUGGGUUUUGUCACGUGUGGUUUAAUUCUGAUCAAAAGCAUCUUGUGAAAUGGACACUGGCAUGGAAGAGGGAGCUCUGUGUUGUGUUUAGUACCACUGCCUUUGUUUGAAGUGUUAGAUCUUGUGUGUGUGUGUGUUGUGUUUGAGUUAUGAAUGCAGGAGUUGGGCUUUAAUUCUUACAGUGCCUGAACUUUCAAUGUGAUAUCAGAGCGUUUCAGGAGCUCACAUGAGGGUCUGUGUGUUUCUCAUGUUCCACUCGGCGCUGGACGCUGCUGUUUACUUAUUUCACUUUACAUUUAUCAUUCAAAAUAACAUGCAUUUAAUAUGGAGGACCAAAGUCAUUCAAUUUCAAUGUAUUCUCAAUUUUGCAUUGUUGCAAAGCAGCUUAAAUGCAUGUUACAGUAAACAGGGAAUAAAACAUGUUAGGACAGACAUAAGGAAAAAAGAAAAUUAAGAAAUGUGUAGAAAAGAAGGUGUUAUUAAGAGAUGUUAACUUGUGAAAACAGUCUAGUGUUUAAAACAUGCCACACAAUAACCAAUGUGGUACAGUAAUUAUAUUAUGAAUAAGUUUGGUCCUUCAUAUUUGUUGCCUUUGAACAACAGAUAAAAGAUGAGAUUGUCUAGAACAUUAAGACAUUUCUUACUGUCGGUCUGCAUGUAUGUACAGGACAUGAGUGUGGUUUUGUUUUUUAACGUUACAGAUGAUGUUUAAUGUCCUGCUGCUGCAUUGCACUGUGUAGAAUGAGCUGUUGAACAGCUGGACUCCUCUAUUAUUCCCUGUGAUGACUCAACUUUGACAUUCUCCUAUUGCGCUUUAGCUUUGUCUCUAUAGUACCUUGGCCUCGCUUUUGCCUUGGUCAAAUAUGAAAUAAAAAUAUUUUCUUUCUAUUUUAAGAUGUAAUUUUACAGUUGUUGCUUUUAAUUUGUGCCAUUUUGAUAACCAGGGAAACACAUUUGCUGUAAAUAAUGUUCCUAAAACACAGUAUCUAACAGAAAAUUUUUUAAGACUGUAUCCUCACCAUAUUUUACAGAAAAAUAAAGAGUUCAGAUGAAUGUGUGCCAGA